Messenger RNA from Rotaria sordida, 3406 nucleotides. NCBI's taxonomy places the organism in Eukaryota, Metazoa, Rotifera, Eurotatoria, Philodinida, Philodinidae. The record is from the annotation of a GenBank genome assembly.
AUGAAAAAAUCCCGAGAAAAUGGCUUUGAUUCGAAAGAACUUAAGCUCUAUUGGAAUGUGGAACAAAUUGAAAAUCUUUGUCCUGAAUCAAGCGAAAAAAUUCUGUUUGAUCCAUCGGAUGAUGAUGCUGUUGAAAAUCUUCGUCAAUAUCCUGUUAGUGAACGAAAUCAUAGUGGUAAAAUAAUUUAUGUAACAAAUGGCAUCGAAAAAGCAGUUUUUGAUGUACCGGAAAACGUUCAAAUUAUUCUUUUGAAUUUUGCAAAUGAACAAUCUCCAGGUGGUGGAUAUUUAAGACAUGCACGAGCACAAGAAGAAGUUCUUCUUUAUAAUUCUGAUGGUUAUCGUGCAUUACUUGAUCUAAAAUAUGGACGAAUGAAUGGUGGUUAUGCAAUACCUGAAUUUGGAUUAGCUUAUGUUCGUAAUAUUCGAAUUUUUAAAUCGUUAUCAUCGGAUGAAUAUCGAAAAGCUGAUAUGUUAGUAUCUGCUUGUUAUUGUAUGAGUGGACAUGAACUUUAUAAUAAUCCAAGAACUAAAGCUGACUGGGAAAAAAAGAAUUUAUCAAAAUUUCGUGCGUUUAUAGCAGCGGCUGUUGCCAAUACAAUUGGUGAUGGAAAAAACACGUAUCUUCUACUUGGACCUAUUGGUACUGGUGCAUUUGGAAAUGAUGUUAAUUCUAUUGGUGAAGUUUUUCAUAAAGCACUUAACUUACCAAUGAUGGGUUCGAAAGGAUCAAUAAAACAUGCUUUUGAACAGAUUUGGUUUGUUUCGACUGAUCGAUGGAAAAAUGACGAAUUCAAGAAGAUCUUUGCUAGAGAUAAAUCCGACAACUAGUAAAAAUCUUAUUUUUCCUUUGCACUAUUGCAUUGAAAUGUGACAAAAAUAAAAAGAUUUUUAUAUACAGUAAAACCUCUAUCUCCUAUGUCAACAACUCGUUAUACUGAACACCUCGACAUUCUGAAUGUAAACACUUUUUUCAGUCCCACCAUAUGAAUCACCCUUUGUAAUAUGAACAUGAACAGAAUGCUAUGUGAAUACACCAAUCAUGAUUCUUAAUUCAAAGUAAAUUAGUUGGUUCGAUAUUGAAGUCUUAAUACAUAGUCAAAAUAAGCUACAUACAAAAGUGUAUGUAACUUAUCCUUAGUCGUGCGAGUCAAUACAAAUGCAUUCCAAAUUUUAUUCUUAUCUAUCCAAGAAUAGUUUGACAAGCGUGUAGGAAAUUUUGUUAUUGUAAGUGAAUAGAUUGAUACAAAUCGAAUUAUUACAAUUUCAUUAUUUUCGGAAAUUAUCUUACGAAAUUAAUUUACACUUUCAGUACAUUUAGUAUAAUAAUUUUAGUUGAAUUAAUUAGUAUCUAUUUUUCGUAAAAAUAAAAAAUAUUAUUAAUAAAAUAGUCAAUAUAAGAAAAUACACAAAAGAUGUUAAACGAAUAUAGAAAUUUAACUGCGGUUACAUUAGAAAUCACCUUUGUAAGUUGAAAUGAAAAAAAAGAAUCUUUCUGUGAGACGCUCUAAGCAAUUCAUUUUGAAUUAUCUAUUAACUUUUGACUUCUCCAGAUUUUUGUUUUUUACAUUUCAAUUGAAAUGAUAAUUUUCGUUCAAUUAAGAAAUCUUCAAAUUGAUCAUUUUUGAAACCAAAAAGAAAAGCUUCUCAAUGAUAAAAUUAAAGAUAGUUUGUGUUAAAAAAACAAUUUUAGAUAUGAUAAGCAUUCGACUUAAUCAUCUACAUCUGUUGGUAUGAAUAUUCCAGACUAGUAGAGUCCUUGGGAUUUUAUGGAUUCACUGCUGAAGGAAAAAAAACACUAUUUUGGGACUUCAUAUCUCGGCACUGAAAAAAGAUACUGAACUGAAAUUUUUUUCAAACAUAUCUUGAUGAAAUUUCACUGUAUUAAAAAUUUCAGCUUGAUUGAGAGAAGUGUUUUGUCCACCAUAAUACUUUGUGCAAAAUCAGUUUUAGUGCCAAGAACUCAUUUUUCUCGAAAAAUAAACCUCAGCUUUUUCUCGGACUACUCCAGUCUUAAAGAGCAAACUGUGAUCUGUAUCAUGACAUAAGAACCUACUUGGGAUACCUCGAAACGACUUUGCAAUCGAUUCAUCUUUUUGGCAAGAAAUGUAAUCAAUGAUUUUUUCUGUCCGUUUUAAAUAAUAAAUUAGUAAAAUUUUGGGAAAGUAUGGACAGAUGUUGUUGCUAGCAAAUGAAAUGUUCCCCUCAUUGUACUCUAUCAUCCCAUAUGUUCUUCUGUAUUUUAGUAUUUACUCUUAAUAAGUUAUUACAUCGAUCAGCAAUCAGAUAUGAUACAUCUCCUAGAUGGCUUACUUGAUUGAACUUCGAGUAGCAGAUAUAUGAAACGAACACUUUCAAGAUAAUCAUUACAAAUUCAGAAUUGUCAAACACAAUAAAGCCGCUUGAAUACAUUUAGAUUCGAACUAUUAAAUAAGAAUAAAACACAUGGACAUAAUGUGCUAUUUUUGAGAUUUUUCAGCCUCUGUUUAUUUAAUUUGAGGAAUGUCAUACGUGGUUGUUUUACUAGAAAUUAGCCAAGGUGUAAAUAAAUGAGUCGCUUUAUUUUCUCAUCUCUUUUUUUGUAGGUAAAUAUAUUGAUAAUUCCGAUUCAUGAUAAAUCAAAAAUUACAUGUCUAUGUCUAAUAUAAUUUUAAAAAUUUCAAAUUUCAAACGAAAAAAGUUAGCUUCCAUCAACAGUUUAUAUUAACCAAAUUAACAAAAAGAAUUACACAUGUACAUGUUAACCUACUUGAAAUUUCGCUGAAUAAAAAUUGUCUUGAACGGUCGGCAUUUUCCUAUCAAAUUUUGGAUGUGAGUGAGUGGGUGUGAGUAUCAAUGUGGAUGAACAUCAAAAUCCACACCCACCCUCAUUCUUUAGUCCGAGAACAUCGCUAACAUAUGAUGUUUAUAUGUAUAUAUAUGUUGUAGGCAAAAUUGAAAUGCGGGCAAAUUUUAAAUUUGCCUAGGCAAAAUUGAAAUUUUAAUUUUGACUAGGCAAAAUUAAAAUUUUAAUUUUGACUAGACAUUGCUUGGGCAGAAUUGAAAUUUUAAUUUUGCCUAGGCAAAAUUAAAAUGCCACUAGAGAUAAAUUCAUAGCAUCAAAACAAUUAAAAGUGAAUCGAAUAUUUUUUUUUAUUCAACAAUUUUUCUUUAUUUAACUAAACGAUUUACAAUAAAAAAAAACAUUUUAAUCUAUUCACCCAUAUUUGUACAACCACCUCGUUUUGAAUGACAUUUUGUUGAACAAUAAACCCCCAUUUUUUUACACGAACAUUGUUCCCUCGACUGAAAGGAGGGUCAUAUGAAAAAAAAUAGUUUGCUUGCUUGUCGCAGGUCAAAAGAACAUAUAUGAGAGGUCAGCUUAUUUUAAGACUUUUCGCUGUUUUGACGGAACUUUGCUAUAGGU